Molecule: messenger RNA, 522 nt
Organism: Symbiodinium pilosum
Lineage: Eukaryota; Dinophyceae; Suessiales; Symbiodiniaceae
Source: the annotation of a GenBank genome assembly
AUGAACCCAACCGGCAGGAUCACAGUAUCGCCGGUGUUCGUGGAGGGAGCUACGAUCCAGAUGUUCUUGUCGAUUCAUGUGAUUUGUGCCGUAUUCUGGUGCACAAGAGCUGUGAACGGCAGGUUGCGUACACUACUUGUGGUUAUGAUCCCUGUUGGCUGCCUGCUUUUUCCCCUGGUACAUUCAAUGCGCAAAAGCUGCCUGCGCAAGCAAGAGUUCAUUCGUCGGCUAGAGACGUUCGACGUCAAAACCGUGGAGUGCUUGCUGGAGUCGGACAGAGCAAGCAUCCAUGCAGCCCUCAGCAGCUGGUAUGGCAGCGUGGACAAUUUUUCAGAGUAUGUACGAGGUCCAUUCCGAAACGAGGCAGGGCAUGGGCGAUUUUUUGAUUCGUACCCUGUAACCUUCCUAAACUGCUAUAAUGAGUUAUGUAGGGUUUGGGGUUUAAGGUCAUACAGGGGUUAUAUGUGGAGUAGGAUCAGGGUGAGUACCUACGGGCUGCUUAGACCAAGCAUAACGCUGUAG